AUGGCAGAACACCACUGCAGGAUGGCAGGCCACUACCUGCAGGAGAGCAGGCCACCACUGCAGUAUGGCAUGCCAAAUCUGCAGGAUGGCAGGCCACCACUGCAGGAUUGCAGACCACCACUGCAAGAUGGCAGACCACCACGGCAGGAGGGCAGGCCACCACUGCAGGAUGGCAGGCCACCACUGCAGGAUGAGAGGCCACCACUGCAGGAUGGCAGGCCACCACUGCAGGAGGGCAGGCCACCACUGAAGGAUAGAAGGCCACCACUGCAGGAUGAGAGGCCACCACUGCAGGAUGGCAGGCCACCACUGCAUGAUUGCAGAUUACCACUGCAGGAAGGCCACCCACCAAGGAAGAAUGCCAGACAAACACUGCAGAAUGGCAAGCCCCCACUGCAGGAUGGCAGAUCACGACUGCAGGAUGGCAGGCGAACAGUGCAGGAUGGCAGGCCACCACUGCAUGACGGCAGAUCACCACUGAAGGAUGGCAGACCACCACCGCAGGAAGGCAGGCUACCACUGCAGGAUUGCAGACCACCACUGCCGGAUGGCAGGCCACUACUGCAGGAUGGCAGGCCACCACUGCUAGAUGGCAGACCACCACUGAAAGAGGGCAGACCAACUCUGCAGGAUGGCAGACAACCACUGCAGGAUGGUAGACCACUACUGCAGGAUGACAGGCCACUACUGCAGGAUUGUAGACCACCACUGCAAGAGGGCAGACCACCACUGCAAGAGGGCAGACCACCACUGCAAGAGGGCAGACCAUCACUGCAGGAUGGCAGGCCACCACUACAGGCUGGCAAGCCAAAACUGCAGGAAGGCAGACCACCACUGCAGGAAAGCAGGCCACCACUGCAGGAUGGCAGGUCACCACUGCAGGAUGACAGGCCACAACUGCAGGAAGGCAGGCCACCAAUACAUGAAGGCAGAUCAUCACUGCCGGAUGCCAAGUCACCACUGCAAGAGGGCAGACAACCACUGCAGGAUAAUAGAUAA
Molecule: messenger RNA, 999 nt
Organism: Procambarus clarkii (red swamp crayfish)
Lineage: Eukaryota; Metazoa; Arthropoda; Malacostraca; Decapoda; Cambaridae
Source: RefSeq, a predicted model, not a curated record